AUGGAUUUGAACAUCGAGGCGCACCCUGCACGGAGCGAUAUCCUGCUGCUGAUCAUCGGAGAUGCCCUGCUCUACCAAUCUGGAGGCCAACACGCCUCCUACGCGACAGCUUGGGGCUGCUAUGCCGACGCCUGGAAGAUGAAGGCACGGGCCAUCGACCCGCGUCAUGUGCCUGCUUGCCAGGCUCAGGCCGAUCCGGACUUUGCGCGAUUCUGCGUGCAGGCUCGCAUUCUGGAGGGAAUGCGAGACCGGGGCCGAAGGCGGCAGACGCUUUCGGAGCUGGGUCUGCGCCUUCCUCCCCGAUGGAUCUUCCAUGUGGACAGCGGCACCCUGCCGCUAAGUCGCAUCGACUUGCGGAGAUUUGUGCAUGCUGACCGCCAUCUCAUCUUCAGCGAAGAGUUCGACACGGGCCGAAUCCUCCCUGGCCCAUACAUCUCUCGCGUCUCUGACCACUCCACCCGCUUCUUCCAAGCCUGGGAGAAACGUGCAAACACCUCUUUGCAGCUGCAUGUGCUGGCCUGGCUGAACCAGGAGCUCAGCUACCCGGGCCGGACGCUGAAGAAUGUUACGGCGAGCCUACGGCGGGUCGCCACGCAGUACCACGAUGCCCAGGACACCGCCAGCCACGACAGAUACGUUGCCGCUGCCAAGUUCGUACUGGGACCACGUCGUUCGUUCCGGAAUCUCGUGAUCCUGCGGCGUGGCCUGGGAUUCUGUGUGGAGGCUUCCUUUCCCGUCAACCUUUCGGAGGCAUCCAUCCUCGGUCGCCGCUUUCUGUGCGUCCAGGCACCUGACAUCGUCGAAGAGCUUGAUCCACAAUGCCUGGAGACGGUCUUCCGCUGCGAAGCCUGGCUUGCUGACUGCCUGGGCACUGCAGAGACGGACCAGGACUUACCGCACUCCUUCCGGAACUACCAGCCUCAGAGGAUGGGUCUGGGAAUGGUCAACGAUAUCGAGGAUUGCUGGCCUGACUGCCCGGCCGACGUCUCUGCAUCAGCCUGGGCCGAGAUGAAGACUGGCAGGGGGCUGUGCUGUCCACGAUCACUCAAGUUCCAUCACUUCAAGUCCCUUAAUUGUUAG
Molecule: messenger RNA, 1080 nt
Organism: Symbiodinium natans
Lineage: Eukaryota; Dinophyceae; Suessiales; Symbiodiniaceae
Source: the annotation of a GenBank genome assembly